Morus notabilis is the source of this 2291-nucleotide messenger RNA. Its product is annotated as putative glycerol-3-phosphate transporter 4. Gene Ontology annotation, biological process: phosphate ion homeostasis; transmembrane transport. Bases 202 to 1815 code for a protein of 537 amino acids. The transcript has 3 exons. NCBI's taxonomy places the organism in Eukaryota, Viridiplantae, Streptophyta, Magnoliopsida, Rosales, Moraceae. The record is from RefSeq and is a predicted model, not a curated record. Gene Ontology annotation, molecular function: transmembrane transporter activity. Gene Ontology annotation, cellular component: membrane.
CAUCGCUCUCCCUCCCAUCCUCCCUCUCUCUCUCUCUCUCUCUCUCUCUCCUCUCUAUGCAAAUUCUCCAAUCGCUUCUGCAGUAACAAUGGUGUGAAACGAUUGAUUCGAUCUUCACUCACAGAAGUUUCUGGAAAAGAGGAAGAAAUAACAGAGAGAAAAGUGACGAAUUGAUCUCAAUUCCGAUCAAUUUUUGUGGCGAUGGACACAACGAGGGGAACGCCGCCGGGGAUCCUGCUAAUUCGGAGAAUCCGAGGCAGAGACUGGAGUUUCUCCACCUACAGAUACGUGAUCUUGUUCGUUACUUUCAUAGCCUACACCUGUUACCACGCUUCUCGAAAACCAAGCAGCAUAGUCAAGAGCGUUCUCGACCCGGAUCCUCAAAACAACACCGCUUCGACCCGUCCCUGGCCGAUCGGCGACGUCUUCGUGAAGAAGGAAGAGGACUGGAUCGUAAACAGCAAGAGGUCUCGAGAUUCCGGUUGGGCACCGUUCAACGGCAAGGACGGGACUUCGAAAUUGGGCGAAAUUGACGUCGCUUUCUUGGCUUGUUACUCCUUGGGAAUGUACGUCGCCGGACAUUUGGGCGACACGCUGGAUCUCCGGCUGUUCCUGACGACGGGGAUGAUCGGGAGCGGAAUCUUCGUCUGUCUGUUUGGAAUGGGGUACUUCUGGGACAUUCACGUUUUCUGGUUCUAUCUCGUUAUGCAAAUGGUGGCGGGGCUUUUUCAGGCGACGGGAUGGCCGUCGGUGGUGGCGGUUAUCGGGAACUGGUUCGGGAAGAGAAAGAGGGGCUUAAUAAUGGGUGUAUGGAACGCCCAUACCUCCGUGGGUAACAUUAGUGGGUCGCUCUUGGCCGCAAGUGUUCUGGACUUUGGGUGGGGUUGGUCUUUCAUAGUCCCCGGUGGGUUUAUUGUGUUGGGAGGGAUAUUGGUCUACUCGUUUUUGGCUGCUUACCCUGAGGAUGUCGGGUUUUCGAGUGCUCUUCAAGGUUCGGCCCCUAAUAAUGUUGAGUCGAUUUCAAGUAAUGAUGAUGAGGAAGCGAGGACCGGGAAAAGGACUGAGGCAAUAAAUGGGGUUCCGCGGCAUGGGUCGGUUAGUAGGAGAAGUGUUGGGCUCCUUGAGGCGUGUAAGAUACCUGGGGUCAUACCUUUUGCUUUGUGCCUGUUUUUCUCAAAGCUUGUGGCCUACACGUUUCUGUACUGGUUGCCGUUUUAUUUAACCCAGACAGAAAUUGGUGGAGAGUAUGUUUCUGUAAAAUCUGCUGGAAAUCUCUCUACUUUGUUUGAUGUAGGGGGAAUUAUCGGUGGAAUUCUCGCGGGCUUUAUAUCUGAUAAGCUUCGUGCUCGGGCUACAACGGCAGCCAGCUUUAUGUAUGCUUCAAUUCCUUCCAUGCUUUUAUAUCGAACAUACGGGGGUAUUUCACACUCUGUCAACAUUAUGCUUAUGAUGAUUGCUGGCUUAUUUGUGAAUGGACCAUACGCACUUAUCACCACUGCAGUUUCUGCGGACCUUGGUACUCACAGUUCUCUUAGAGGGGAUUCUCGAGCACUUGCUACGGUUACUUCCAUAAUUGAUGGCACUGGAUCAGUUGGUGCUGCUCUUGGCCCUCUGCUUACUGGAUUUCUUUCAACAAAGGGAUGGGAUGCCGUAUUUCUGAUGCUAAUGCUAGGGGCUCUCAUUGCCGGACUAUUAUUAUCACGUCUGGUCAUGGCUGAAAUUUCUGAAAAAGCAUGCAAACCAUUGCCUGUUUCCAAUGGGCAGCAAAGUGUUGAAGCUCCUGCAUCUCAGCCGCUUCUAAGCUACCAAAGAUGAUUCAUGGACAAGAACUUCCAUCAUAAGACCUCGGAAGUAAGAACAUGUUCCCAACAUGCAGGUGUUAUGAUAGCCUCAAGAACCACACCGAAGAAUGCAAACGAGCAGUGGUAAUUUAUAGUAUCGAGAAAUAGAUUGUUCUUUUUGUUCCUAUUGCAGAACAAAAUUGGAGCAUAGUAUUUCAGGGAAUUUUGAUGGCUUUGAGAAGUAGCUUUUAGCAUCUCACAUUUUCUGCAAUAUAUGCAUGCAUACGUGUAAUUAUUUUGUUUUCUACUCCACAUUUGUGCUCUUGAGGGACUGAGUUGAAGUGCAUUUGUUGCUGUUGAGAGACAUAACUGCAGAAUGCUGUUUCUAUCUUUGAGUGCUGGGCUGGAUGUUACAGGUUGCCAAUAGCCCUUAAGAGACAUUUCUCCGUCUUAAACUAUUUGGGCUUUACCUCUAUUCUUCUAUGAAAGGUUUGGUUUGGUUUUGUUUUU